Morone saxatilis (striped sea-bass) is the source of this 550-nucleotide messenger RNA. Its product is annotated as asparagine--tRNA ligase-like. Gene Ontology annotation, molecular function: aminoacyl-tRNA ligase activity; ATP binding. Lineage: Eukaryota; Metazoa; Chordata; Actinopteri; Moronidae. Gene Ontology annotation, biological process: asparaginyl-tRNA aminoacylation. The record is from RefSeq and is a predicted model, not a curated record. The transcript has a single exon. The coding region runs from base 12 to 533 and encodes 173 amino acids.
AUGUCACAGCCAUGCUGAGUAAGUUGGAUGGGAAGACCCCACUACCAAGAGUCCCUCUAGACAAGGCCAUUCCCAUGAUGCCCUCUGCUGACUGCUUAGAGUGGGUCCAAGAUGGCCAGCCCCAGUUUGGCAGAAAGCUUACACGCAAAGGAGAGCGGGUCUUGAUAGAGAAAUAUGGUGGUGCUGUCUGGCUGACUGAGAUGGAUCAUCUAGGAGUUCCUUUCUACCAGGCAUAUGUGGAGGGCACUGGGAGGUGUAAAGCCAAAGCUGCUGACCUUCUUCUGGGGCUGGGUGAGACUGUGGGUCUUGGUGAACGUCAUUCCACCCCAGAGAUGGUACAGGAGGCCCUGAGGCACCAUGCAGUGCCAGAGCAGUCCUACAAAUGGUACAUUAACAUGCGGCAAGUGAAACCACUCCUCACCAGUGGAUGGGGCAUGGGGACGGAGCGCUACUUGUGUUGGCUGCUUCAGCACCAUGACAUCAGAGAUAUACAUAUCAUUCCUAGGAUGAAAGGAAUGAAGUACAUGCCGUGAUCAUAAGUUCUCCACAA